Rhodofomes roseus is the source of this 2817-nucleotide messenger RNA. RefSeq lists its product as uncharacterized. NCBI's taxonomy places the organism in Eukaryota, Fungi, Basidiomycota, Agaricomycetes, Polyporales, Fomitopsidaceae. The record is from RefSeq and is a predicted model, not a curated record. The coding region runs from base 186 to 2621 and encodes 811 amino acids. The transcript has 13 exons.
CAGUGGCCGUCUGCAGUACCUAGUCUGAGCAGGCUACAUGAGUAACUUAUAGAGAAUGCCAAGCCACGGAAUCGGUAUCGGAAAGUAUGUCGGCGCUUGCCAUAUUCUGAUAACAUAACGCAUUCGAAGCCCCAAGCAUCAUGUUCUACUUUACAUCUUCUCGAGAAUAGCUGCAAUAGCUGCUUAUGUACCACUACCAUGCAUUGCCUCUGAGUCGCUGCAUCGCUCUACGACGCUUGCUAUUGAGUUCUGAUCCAUCACGAAGUUCACGAAGGGCUAUGUCAACUGUACUGCAAUGGAUCCGUGGCCUCUUGCGGCAACUCUUGUCUUCAAAGCUAGUACGACUUUCUCUGCACGGCCUCAUGCGGCUCUGGUUCUUUCUGAAGGGUUGCUAUGCACGGGUAUAUCGUGAUAUGCCGCCAGGGAGAGACGGAGAGGGAGGAGGAGGGCAGCGGCUGUCGUUCGACACCAGGUCCGGUGAGAGUGUUGUCUAUGCAAGCAGGGAGCCUACCACGUACCCUGCUGGCUAUCUGGAGCAGGCACGGCACUCGAUGUACCUCAGCGCAGACGGUAGUCGCCCCAACAGUCGGCCAGGGAGCCGACCAACGUCCGCCGUAUACCCGCACUCGCAGAGAGAUAGUGAAGAGGACAACCAAUACCCCAUCUCUGUUCAAACAGCCUCUCAGCAAUCGCUCAAUGGGUCUCAGGUAUCGUUCACCUCUCAGCCUCAUCGCCCACGGGCGAGUAUAUACGGCGACCAUCUUGCAGCACCCACGUCUCGUCCAUCUUCUCGCGCCUCUGUGCGCGCCACAGACCAUCGUCUCUCCCGGAUGGUCACAGCAGCGGACGCGCACCAUCGGCGAGGCAGAUCCAGGUCACGAGCACCGGAACAGAAACGCACUCCUGCGAGUUCGCGAGCGCGCCCCGACUCUGUGGUCUCCGUGCACGGAGACAGGGCUUCCGUGUACAGCAGGUCAAAUCGGGCGUCUCCGGUCAGGCCGCCUCAGCUGCCCGGUACGCGCCUUCGGAGGUCCCAGAAAAUGUAUCCCGCACUCGCGACACACAGAUAUGACAAAGGAAUCAAACUUCAGGAACGCCCCUUCGAGUAUGUUGUGCAGCCUAUGCAGACAUCCUACCCCUUAGAAGAUGUACCUGUCGAAUGGGUAGCUCAUACACACCCUGAAGGCUGUUUAUACUUUUAUAACAGAGCCCGAAGAACAUACACUGAAGCGUGGCUAUGCGAUCCCGAAAUCCUGGAAGAGAUCGAGGACUUCGCAGUGAGGCUUGAGGAGCUAGUGCGGAGCUUGGAGUUCACACUGCCCCCGGACGCAGAACUCGUCCUCGAACUGGAACGGAUACCAGCCCAUGCGCCAUCGCACGAUGAUCUGGAGUCAGGCAAGCCUAGCAAGCAUUACUGGACAUACUACUACGUCGACCACGCCGAGCGGGUGCUGUUCUGGAUCCACCCAUAUUCAGUCUCGGACGAGCUCGAACAACUCAGAGGGUUCCACUCUCCGUCACAUAUCAAACACGGAAUAGAAGAAUACUACUGGAAACACUGGGAGUACUUCCCCGUCUAUCAAACAGUCACCGAUACGCUGAGAGAAGAAGUACUAAGUAUACUCGUGUACAGGAACGUCGACCAGUUAACGUCGGCGGCAUCUACGGUGGGUAUGAAACCCGAUGAUCUUCAAAAGUUGGCAUCUGUGAUCAAAUCGGCCAAAGGACUCUCCGCAAAUCAGUACAUUGCGUGUGCUAUUGGACGUCUCAUGUGCCUUUUCGCGCAUGACCGAUAUCAUUACUAUUACGGACAAAAGGUUGCUCGUCUCGAUCGGUACGAGAGUUUAUUCGACGACAGCCGGGGAAAGCGAACAGCUCUUGCUGCUUUACUGUCACCGGUCCUGUUCAACGCACCCGAGGUCCACUUGCGGUCGCUGGAGAGAAUAUGGAUCGAUCAGAUCAUCAACGAGAUACCUUGGACGCAAUUUAUCCACAAGCUCCAGACGGACUGGCAGGAAGCCGUACUCACGGCGACGGUGUUGCUCAACGCCAACAUAUCAUUCAUGACAAUCAAUGACGUCGACAGUGGCAAUGGGCCUAGGACUCCGGCGCAGAUUGCAAGUUUCGUGUCCACCAUUGCUAGUAUCGCUGCCACAGUGAUCGGAAUGUUGUUGGUCCGCCAGUACCGAGUCAAGCCCAAGGAGACAGCGACGGAUGCCGUGACAUAUCUGACCAGCCGGAGACAUCCUAAGCUCGGAUUGGAGACACUGGCCAUCAUGUAUAGCUUGCCUUAUGCGCUUCUCAUGUGGGCGGUGGUCACGUUCCUGGUUGCCUUCGCGCUAGAAUGUUUCCACGUCCGCGACAUACCAACUAUCACCGUGACUGCGACGACGUGGGGCCUUGCAGCGAUGCUGCUCGUCCUGUGCCUCUACACGAUCUGGGAGGGCGGCGACAUCUCCAUACAUCAAUGGCUGCGCGACGCCUGGAAGACCGCGUGUGAGCGCGUGCGGAGCGUCUUUCGCGUUACACGGGAAAAGGAGGACGAAGAGGAAAGGGCCAACCCUACAUCGGGACCUUCGAGCGAUACUGCUGCGCUAGAGAUGAUGAUGGAAGAAUGCUGAUGCCAUGAUGCGCGGGCGUACUCGGACACUGCUUGCCUGAGGUCGGGCGGCGAUCGUGACCACUGACAUCGCCUUCGCCUUCGGAAGCUACGAUGCGUCCUAUGGCUACGGAUUAUUUAGAGCACCUUGCUUUAUGUUGGUGUUGGAACAUGAGGAGUUUGGAUCUAUGAAUGGAAUCACGACCAUUAUCACACAC